AUGCCUCGACGCAGGCGCAGGCUGGGAUCGCGCGUGCGCAGUUACGUGCGAGCCUUGUUAGCUUUUCUCUUUAGCAAUGUUGGAGUUGUGGUGUUGGUCGUUGCGUAUACGAUCGCAGGUGCAUUUAUGUUUCAAGCAAUAGAAGGUGCGAGUGAAAUGGAAAGAGUCAACAAUAUGACGAAGGAAAGAGACAACACUGCUCAAUAUUUGUGGCAAAAUGUCACGUUGGCGCUCAAUUUGUUCAACGAUACAGCUCUGAAAGAGGGAAUAAGCAGGGAACUAUUGCACUAUCAGAGAAAAAUAGUAGUCGCGGUCCACCGAGGCUGGGACGGAGGGAGAUCAUCUAGACAAUGGAGUUUUUCUUCUGCAUUUCUCUACUCUUUGACAGUUAUUACCACUAUAGGUUACGGCCAUCUCAGUCCCCGGACAAGUUGGGGUAAGAUAGUCACAAUAUUCUAUGCUCUUCUAGGAAUGCCGUUAUUCCUCCUAUAUUUGAGUAAUGUUGGUGAAUUACUUGCGAGCUGGUUUAAGUGCAUCUACGCGCUUAUAUGUCUUUGCCGUGGCUGUCCGGGAUUUACCAGGCGACGAGUCGUACAAUAUAGAUCACAAUUAGAAUUAAGCGAGGCAGAGAGCAUAGAACGCCCUGUAGGCUGGAUGGAUUACUCCGAAUCGGAGAUUACACCAGACUUCGUUAUCCCACCUUACGUGCCUCCUGAUGCUCGCAGAUAUCCUCGACAGGAUCCACGGCGAGCAGCCUACAUACGAAGUAUUUCUUUACCGCAACCACCCAGACACCCUCAAGUUCCACCAGUCCGAGGCUGGUCUGAACCUAUUCACCAAGCUGAGAGCGUUUCCAGUGACUUCACCUAUGUCACCUUCGACGUUCAGACCAUAACUGUACCAAUCAGCGUAUGUGUUAGUUUUAUGGUUGGCUACCUCAUGUUUGGAUCAAUGUUGUUUGGUCAAUGGGAGAAAUGGGACAAACUGGAUGGUGCCUACUUCUGCUUUAUAUCGCUCAGCAGCAUUGGUUUUGGAGACUUCGUUCCUGGCGAAAGAGUGUACACUCCAAGAAUUGAGACAUCGUUCAUUGUUUGUUCUCUGUAUCUUAUGCUGGGGAUGGCACUUGUCGCUAUGUGUUUUAAUCUGAUGCAGGAACAAGUAAUCCAUUACUAUGCUGGUCUUAAAAGAGCAAUGAAGAGAAUAUGUCGCUGCAAAAGAUGA
Molecule: messenger RNA, 1221 nt
Organism: Leptosia nina
Lineage: Eukaryota; Metazoa; Arthropoda; Insecta; Lepidoptera; Pieridae
Source: the annotation of a GenBank genome assembly